CUGCUUCCUCUGCCGCGCCGGCGUUUAAACAGACCGGAAGUGAGGGCGUCCGACUUCCGGCCGUUGAACUCUACGAAGCCGAGUGUCUGCGAUGGCGACCAAGCGCCUGGCACGGCAGCUUGGAUUAAUUAGGAGAAAGUCACUUACACCAGCAAGUGGAAAUCUAGGAGGAAGCAGAUUCAAACAGUUGUAUGACUACUUAAUUGUCGUUGAUUUCGAGUCUACCUGCUGGAAUGAUGGGAAGCACCACAGUAGCCCUGAAAUAAUUGAAUUUCCAGCAGUUUUGUUGAGUACAGCAACUGGAGAAAUUGAAUCUGAGUUUCAUGCUUAUGUUCAGCCUCAAGAACAUCCAAUUCUUUCUGAGUUUUGCACAGAACUGACAGGAAUAAAACAGGCUCAAGUUGAUGAAGGAGUUCCCCUGAAGAUUUGCUUAUCCCAGUUCUGUAAAUGGGUCCAUAAGCUUCAGCAGCAGAAGAAGAUCAGUUUUGCUACUGGGGAUCCAGAGCCUUCUACUUCUCAAGUGAAACUGUGUGCUUUUGUUACUUGGUCAGACUGGGACUUGGGCGUUUGCCUAGAGUAUGAGUGUAGAAGAAAGCAGCUGUUAAAACCGGUGUUCUUAAAUUCUUGGAUUGAUCUCAGAGCAACUUACAAGCUUUUUUAUAAGAGAAAACCCAAAGGACUGAAUGGUGCCUUGCAGGAAGUGGGAAUAGAAUUUUCAGGACGAGAACAUUCUGGCUUAGAUGAUUCUCGGAACACUGCUCUUCUUGCCUGGAAAAUGAUCAGAGAUGGUUGCCUAAUGAAAAUUACCAGGUCCUUGAACAAGGUUCUCACUAAGAAGAAUACCAAGAUUUUGCCCAGAAAUUUGGUUACAGAUCAAGUUGAAGAAGCAACUGCCUGCAACAUUAGUAUCCAGGGUCCCAGCAUAUAUCAAAAGGAGCUCCAAAGUACAGUAAAUACAAAGGAAAGUGCUCAAAUGAAUUCAGUUUGUGUGAAUUCCUGUAUAAAAGGCCAGUUACAACUAAAAAGCAACACGAAAGCAGAUCUUUAUAAUAUUAAGCAUAGCUUUCCUCUUUUCACUACCAAGUCAUCAACAUCAGUGGAACAACUGCAUUCUCCCACCUUGAAUCUACCUCUCUAUAUGCCAAGUAAAAGUGAUCAGCUUACAUCAAAUGACAGCUCAAAAUCUUCAACACUUAACUCCAACUUGGUACUUGUAUCUACAACCAUUCCGUCUGUUAAUCUUGUUUCUGAUAUAGAAAUGGGUCGUACUCUUGACUCUUUACCGAUGUUGGCUGAGUGGGAAGAUGUAGUUUUACUGCCAGCAUCUCAGGCUGAGCCAGACACAGACUGUAUGCCUCCUAUUAGUGACACAAAUGUGGAUACUUCAUUUAAUUCUGCAGAAAGAUCACUUGUCUCAGAAGAACCAGAAACCCUUAGUCACGAAAACUUUGAAGACCUUAAGGAAACUCCUGAAAACUCUGAGACAUCUAAGUCUAUUGUGUAUAAGAGUCCUCACAGUACAGUCUAUAAUGUAAAAGGAGGCAAACACCCAAGUUCAGAUGCCUCUGCUUUUAAGACACCCAAAUGCAAACCAUUUCCUUUCACCAGUGUUCAUGCAAAUGCAUCACAUCCUUCAGUUCUGAGGAAACAACCUCUCAUUUCAGGUGGUAUUAAAAGGAAUUCAUUUAGUCCCCCAGCUUUCCCACGAGCCAAAAAGCAGACCGUCACUAUUCAUGAAGAAAAGUCGGCAUCAUCUGUUUGCUCCCCAGGAACAACUUCUUGUAAAGUUUCUCCCUCUGUAUUAACAUCCACAGUUAAUCUACAAGAGCCUUGGAAGACUGGAAAGAUGACACCCCCUCUAUGCAAGUGUGGCAGAAGAUCUAAGCGACUCACUGUUUCUAAUAAUGGGCCAAACCAUGGGAAGGCCUUCUAUUGUUGCCCUGUUGGGAAAUACCAAGAAGACAGGAAAUGCUGUGGUUAUUUUAAAUGGGAACAAACACUUCAAAAAGAAAGAACCAAUGGCAAAGCUCUGUCUCAUUCUUCAGAAGGACUUACUUUCAGCUCUCCAGAAACAAGCCAUAUUCAUGACAGAAAUUUAAGUUUUCCUAUUAAAAAUUCUUUACGACUCAGACCUUCAAUGAGACAUUGAUAAAACUAUCUUCUAAACUGCCUUUUACUUCAGUGUAAGCCUUCUCUGACUUUUAUGCAGGAAAGAUCGCAGUUGGGUUUAUGUUACGCAGCCUCAGUAUAUCUGAGCACUGCAGCUACACUGGAGUAGUUCAUACAAACAGAAGGGAGGUGUCUUGAAUGAUGUGCACUCUUGCCAAGUAGUUGUCUAUCAGCUGUCAUCUGUUCAUGUAGCAGUCCUUGUUUGUAGAUUUCCAAGCAUGAGCAUUUAGAUCAUGUCAUAUAUUUCAUGUAUUUACAUUUGCAAGUUGAUCAAACUAUCAUAAAGAACUACAAGGAAAAGCUAUUUUUACAAACCAUAUUUAUUAGGUUAAAUUUAAUAACUAUCCAUAGAGCAUGACAACUGCGUCUUAUACUUUGACCUUCAAACAAAUUUUGAACUAUUUUUAAAUUACUUGAAUAAAAAUAUGACUAGUAAAGUUCUUACUCAACUUUUAGGUAAAUAUUCUACGAAUCAUGACAAUUUCCUAAAAAUAGGGUUCUUUUCAAAGAUUGAAGAUUUGUUCUGAUUUAUAUAUUAGCAUAUUAGAAUUGUUCAGUUAAGUUUUGAAAACCUAUGAGGCAGAGAUUUAGUUUAGAAACUGCUCCUAAAAUAAGUUUUAAGACAUAUCAGCCUCUGAUGACAUUCAUUUUAUGUUGGCAAAUUACAGGAACAGUGACAUGAACUCAGAAGGAUUCAGUGAUUAUUUGAUUUCAAAAUUCAGCCUUUGAUGUCAUAACUACAAAAUACUUUAAAUCCAGUGCAGUCUGCCCACAUAAUCUGUGGUUCCUGUAGACUCAUAGACACUGUAUUUAUAGAUAGAUAUGCAGGGGAUGAGU
This is a messenger RNA of Apodemus sylvaticus (European woodmouse), 3006 nucleotides long. It is a transcript of the gene Eri2, whose product is annotated as ERI1 exoribonuclease family member 2. Gene Ontology annotation, molecular function: nucleic acid binding; zinc ion binding; 3'-5'-RNA exonuclease activity. The coding region runs from base 92 to 2149 and encodes 685 amino acids. The transcript is spliced from 9 exons. The record is from RefSeq and is a predicted model, not a curated record. Gene Ontology annotation, biological process: exonucleolytic trimming to generate mature 3'-end of 5.8S rRNA from tricistronic rRNA transcript (SSU-rRNA, 5.8S rRNA, LSU-rRNA). Lineage: Eukaryota; Metazoa; Chordata; Mammalia; Rodentia; Muridae.